AGCUGUUAAGCAAAACCACGCGAAUAUCUUUUUAAGCAUUCUCAUUCACAACCUUUCGGUUAGCUAUUCUCAUUUUCUCUUUUAUAACACACACGCACACACCAGCCAUGAAGAAGUUUAUGAUGGACACGAAGGCGGCCUUGGGCACUGCUCCCAAGACCGAGGAUAAGGACUACGAUCAGAAGGCGGCCGAUCUCAAAAGCAUUCAGAAGGCCCUUUCCGAAUACAAGUCCGCGAUGGAGAAGAUGAAGAGUGCCGCGCAGUCAUUUGCCUCUGCGAUGGCGGCGAUGGAAAAGGCUUUUGAGACGUUGGGCAAAGGCGAAGAUGCCACGGAGGAGAUGAAGAAAAUGACCAAGGAAUACGAGGCAGUGUCCAAGAAGGUGAAUGACCAGAUUCUCACCGACUUCAAGAAGGCCAUCGGCGACCACGAGGAUAUGAAAGGUGUGAAGGAUUUGGCUGCGGAUUGCAAGAAACUGGAGAGCAGCCGCAACAAAGUCAUGGCCGAAUACGACACUUACCGCGAUUCAGUCGACAAAAAGGAGCAGGAGUACAAGAAGAAGAACAAGGACUUGAGUGACUCCAAGCACUACCAUGAGGAGGUCGCGAAGCGCGACAGCUUGAAACAAGAAUUCGAGAAGGCCGACAAGGAGUUCAAGGACAAGCAUGCCGAAUUGGAAAAGGAGAAGGUGACGGCCUACAGUUCUGGCAUGUCCGGAUACUUGAUGAGCACUUCCCACUUUCUCGACUCUAUCGAAAAAGAGUUGUCACAUGUGGCGCCUAAGGCAGCCUAA
Leptomonas pyrrhocoris is the source of this 791-nucleotide messenger RNA. RefSeq lists its product as hypothetical. Lineage: Eukaryota; Euglenozoa; Kinetoplastea; Trypanosomatida; Trypanosomatidae. The record is from RefSeq and is a predicted model, not a curated record. The coding region runs from base 108 to 791 and encodes 227 amino acids. The transcript has a single exon.